This is a messenger RNA of Rotaria sordida, 867 nucleotides long. Lineage: Eukaryota; Metazoa; Rotifera; Eurotatoria; Philodinida; Philodinidae. The record is from the annotation of a GenBank genome assembly.
AUGUCUACGGAUAUUGUAUUAAUCUCAUCUCUUAAGUUUGCAACAAUGCAAAUCGAUCGACAUGUUGCAUUAUUCGUACUUCUAUUCGGAUCUGUAGGCAAUCUUCUUAAUAUUUGGAUAUUGAGCGAACGCUCAUUAAGUGAUAAUCCAUGUUCAACUUAUCUCUGGUGGUCUUCUCUUGCAAUAUGUUUUUCAGUUGCUGCAUGGACUCUUGUUGGUGCUAGCAGUGAUCGAUAUCUACGCAGUAGUAUUCUAGUUAAAUUUCGAAAUUUAAGCACGGUUCAAACAGCAAGACGAUUUUUAAUCAUUAUUAUUACUGUUUCUGUUCUAAUAUUCCUAGAAGUUUUCUAUUGUUAUGAGGCAAGUGUGCCUAAUGUUCCUGUAGCUUGUUAUUCUUUAAGUCUACCAUGUCGAUUAUAUAAUGAUUGGAUGCUUAUUUUGAUUCCUACGGUUAUACCAAGUGGUCUCAUGGCUAUUUUUGGUUCAUUAACAAUUCGCAAUAUUCGAACACGAUUUGUUCAACCAGUAAUGCAUGUAAAAUUUUCCAGUAAUACAACACAGCAUAAUUUACGAUUGCAAUUAAAUGAUCGUAAUAUCAGUCGUAUGUUAUUGAUUCAGGUUUCAGUUGUUCUUCUUAUGAAUUUACCAGUUGCAAUUCAACGUCUGUACGCCAGUUUAACAGCAAACUUUCCGAAAACUGAUCGUCAUGUAGCUAUUCAAAAUCUAAUUUAUUCUCUGGUUGUUUUAGUUUCUUUUUGCUCUUAUUCGAUAUCAUUUUAUUUAUACAUUCUAACUGCUUCAAUAUAUCGUGCAGCACUAAAACGUGUUGUUCGUCGUUUAUUACGUCGAAUUGGACUGUUGCAUUAA